Molecule: messenger RNA, 1247 nt
Organism: Anolis carolinensis (green anole)
Lineage: Eukaryota; Metazoa; Chordata; Lepidosauria; Squamata; Anolidae
Gene: polr2d
Product: RNA polymerase II subunit D
Exons: 4
Coding region: 87-515 (142 amino acids)
Biological process (GO): transcription initiation at RNA polymerase II promoter
Cellular component (GO): RNA polymerase II, core complex
Molecular function (GO): nucleotide binding; translation initiation factor binding
Source: RefSeq, a predicted model, not a curated record
UCCUCUUCCGCCCUCAAGGGGGCGCCCGCAGCAGAGGUUCGGCUUCCUUUUCCUUCCCGCUUGAGUUUCCGGGCUGUGGAAAGGCAAUGGCGGCCGGAGGGGUGGACGUGAGGGCUGUAGAUGUGGAGGAAGAUGCCUCCCAGCUGGUCUUCCCCAAAGAGUUUGAGACUGCUGAAACCCUUCUCAAUUCAGAAGUGCACAUGCUUCUUGAACAUCGGAAGCAGCAGAAUGAAAGUGCAGAAGAUGAGCAGGAGCUCUCUGAAGUCUUCAUGAAAACGCUGAACUAUACCGCUCGCUUCAGCCGCUUCAAAAACCGGGAGACUAUUGCUAGUGUUCGCAGUUUGCUGCUCCAAAAGAAGCUCCAUAAAUUUGAACUGGCAUGUUUAGCUAAUCUCUGUCCUGAAACAGCUGAAGAGGCAAAAGCAUUAAUUCCCAGCUUAGAGGGUCGAUUUGAGGAUGAAGAGUUACAGCAAAUUCUUGAUGACAUUCAGACCAAACGAAGUUUUCAGUAUUAGGAGGAACUACCACACCUUUCUAUAAUGUGAACAUGUUGGGGGUUACAUUUAUUCUGAUAAAAUCCUGGCUGUUUUUGACACCAAAGAGAAGCUUAUGCUGGAUUACAAUUCCACCCACACAUUUUUAAAAGGAAUUUUUUGGCUGUUGAGGCUUGUUGAACAUUGACAGAGCUGCAAAAACUCACAACUGAUUGGUUAAUUUAAUAUUCAUUUCCAAAUGUUGUUUUCAUUGUGAAUGUGCACAGAAUAUUUUGGGGAUCAGACACAUUUCAUAAAGAUACCAUUCUCCCUUUGAACAUGUGUUGUCUAAGAGAAAGUUCUUAAUAUUAAUUUUUGAAAAUUGUAAUACUAGAAUCAGGGUCAAUAGUUCGUGUAGUUGAUGUAUGUGAUGAAGAGGUUGUGUUUUCGUAUUCAUUAAUAAUCUUGUACAGUUGUUUUGUGUAAUUAAAGUAUAGUAUUUUAAAGUUGGAGCCUGUGGUUCAUGAAUGUACUUAUACACUUAAUUUUUACACAAUUCCAGUUGACUUGAACAUAGUUUACAAAGGUAGCCAAAGGACUAUUAAAAGAGGGAAGGAAUUAGAUUAUAUUUCUUAUUUUCCACUUGUUUAUGUAUUAUCUGUGUAUAUUACAGAAAUUUCAUAUGUAUGUGGAGAAACACUCUUGUAUGCGUAUCUAAUUUGUUAACUGGAAAUGGAUUUUUCUAAUAUUAAACAUCAUGCUGUCAUAAUAACA